Messenger RNA from Trachemys scripta elegans, 571 nucleotides. RefSeq names its product von Willebrand factor C domain-containing protein 2-like. Gene Ontology annotation, cellular component: AMPA glutamate receptor complex. Gene Ontology annotation, biological process: negative regulation of BMP signaling pathway. The transcript is spliced from 4 exons. Bases 1 to 510 code for a protein of 169 amino acids. Lineage: Eukaryota; Metazoa; Chordata; Testudines; Emydidae. The record is from RefSeq and is a predicted model, not a curated record.
AUGGGCAAUACCCCCCGAACGCACACACCCUUCCCUGGGCAACCGGGAACCGGGUGGGUGGGUGUCAGGCAUCAGGGUGGGGAUGGGCACUGGGCAGGGGGAUUUGCUGCAGUCAGGGGCCAGGGUCUGCAGGCUUGUGCCAUUGCCAAGGGGCUGGUGAAAAGGCACCAGGGGCAGCGCCAGAGCACAACCUGGCCCUCGGAGUGUGAGCAGUGCACCUGUGACCCGGACGGCAUCGCUCGCUGCCUGGUGGCCGACUGCGCCCCCCCGCCCUGCGUCAACGCCGUCUACGAGACAAGCCAGUGCUGCCCCACGUGCCAGGAUGGUCCCAACUGCUACGCGGACAGGAGCCGGACGCGCAUCAUCCCCGCCGGAGAGGCCGUCUGGGUGGAGCCCUGCACCCGGUGCCGCUGCCACGACGGCCAGGACGCAGGCUACUGGGAAGGCAACCGGGUGGCCAAGUGCGAACUGCUCCGUAACUGCCACCCGCUGGACCGGCCCAACUCCUGAGCGCCCCCCUCCGGCUGGGCCGCAGAGCCCCCAGCCCUCCCUCCAACCCCUUCCCCCACCU